UCUUGGGUGUUGUAGUUUAUUGGCGGGAAAGCGUCUUGGCGCCUUCCCUUCGGAUUACUUCCCAGGGACUGUUAGAGGAAGAGUAGCUUUUCCUGCCUCCCAGGCUGCCCAGCGGCGCCGGUUGCCGAGGAACGCAGGCGCUGAAGGAAGGGAUGGCGGGAGGAUAUGGCUCAGGUGCUGUGACUGGAGUCCAGCUGGUGAAGAACGGUUCUGGCUCGUCAUGAAACAACGAAAAGGACAGGGUCCUGGGGGCGGCCGAGGGCGCAAGAAGAGAGGUUUGAGUGACAUUUCUCCAUCUACAAGCCUGCCGCCUUUAGUGGAAGGCCAGCUACGCUGCUUUCUAAAACUUACUAUUAAUAAAGUCGUAUGGAAGAUUACAAAGCCUCCAACUUGUGUACUUGUCCGAGUCAGAUGGUGGGGAGAAACAUCAGAUGGCACCCUCUUUUGUCCCAGAGAUGCCUUACAGACUGAACCAAAAGCUGUGAGAACAACUACACGUUAUGCUAUUCGCUGUGGUCCAAAGCAAUUUACCUCUUAUUUAACAGAUAUGGCUGUUCUGGUGCUGGAAGUAAUCACCAAACUUGAUCAUCUUCCAAUUGGUAGAGCUCAGAUCACCGGACUAGCUCAGCUUUCUCCAACCCAUCAAAUCAAUGGACUUUUUACCAUUGUUUCGCCAACAUCUAAGAAACUUGGAGAACUCCAGGUCUCACUCGCCCUGGAGCCUCUGUCAGAAGCUUAUGACAGCUACAAUCCUCUUCCUACCAUUGACAUGACAGAAAAUGUGCUUUUAUCUGAGCGGGGAUUGAGAGAGGAUACGGAACCCAGCGAUACCCAGUUUCUGGUUCCAUCAAGAACUCACAGAAUGCCUACCAUCAAAACUGAUGGAGAAGAAUUAGCACCCAAUAGUAGUAGAUUAACCACUCUAAGGGGAAAGGACUGCUUGUACUUUCCAGAGAAUUCUGAUACGACAAAGGACUCUUUCUUUGGACUACAGCACCAUCUUAAAUCAGGACAGAGUUUAGAGUCUAUAACUCUAAAAGGCAAAGCUCCACAGAAGCAAACGUCCCUUCCCAACAGUUCUGAACUACAGCCUCAAAUUAGAACAGUUGCCAAGAGUCAUAGUGACUCAUGUAUUCUUUCUUCAAACCACAGUCCUACCACGGACCUUCUUUCAGCUCUGUUAGAGCAAGGCAAUAAACUGCGUAAUGCCAUGGUGAUUUCUGCAAUGAAAUCAAGCCCAGAUACUAGCAUGUUGUUGGACAAAGUUCAUUCUCCUAUACAGGAAGAUCCUCAUAGAGCAUCAACACAAAUGAGAUCCUGGUCUAGGAAUCAAUUUAAAGACCACAUUGAAGAUCACCUCCCUUCUCCAACUGAGAAUGCAUUUUGGAAAAAUGACACGAAAGCUGAUACCAGAGCUAUACAGCUACUACUAGGCAGUGGUGAUUUAUCCCGGGGUCAUUUCUGGGAUGGACUAGGCUCUCCUCCAGAUUCCCCAUCUCCUGGGAGUGAUGUAUAUUGCAGCAGUGAGCUGAAUGACCCUCAAUAUGAUCAGAGUCUCCUGGAGAACUUAUUUUACACAGCACCUAAAUCUGAAACCAGCAUCAGUGAUUUCCUCAGUGAAGAUGAUGACGUUGCCCCUUCUAAGAAAAUGAACCAGUCAAAAGCUCUUGUCAAAUCUUCUAAGGUUCUGGAGUCAAGUAAUCAUAAGAUGAAGAAAAGGGCAGCAGGCAAGAAAAAUAGAAGUUUGGUUGAACAACAGAUACUCUCAGAAAUUCCAGAGGAUGCCCAAGUAAUGUCAUUAAGUGUGAAUAGACUGGCCCUUCUGAGUAGAAUACAUUCGAUCAGAAUUAUCAUCGAAACAAUGGGAGUUCCUCCAGAUAGUCCUCAGAUGACCUCUGGCAAAAAAAGCUCCACUGGGAGACCACCUACACUAACAGCAAAAAAGUGCACUUUCUUUGUGGAAUAUCACUUUCCUGUGGGCUUUUCUGAAAGAGGAUUGGGAAAGACAGCUUUGGUCACUGAGGUUGUUCGACUUGCUUCCAGUAAAAUUAUAGGUGGAGUGGUGAAAUUCCAGCAACGAUCUGUGUUUCCAGUACAAUUUGGUGGCCUGAUGAUAGAGCACUGGUGGAAUUCCAACCUCACUUUCCAAAUUUAUGCGAAGAAAAUACCACAGAAAAAGCCAGAAGUCAUUGGAUCUGCAUCACUUCCUUUGCGAGCUGUCAUUCAAUCAGAGCUGCUUUCUUUCAGUGACGAACUCCCAGUACAACAGGAAAAUGGUCAGACACUACUUGGCCCCCUCAAGGUAACCAUGGAGCUUGUUACAGAUAACAAAGAUUUCACUAGUGUUAAUACUAAAUUAAGUAGUAACACCCAGCAUACCCCACUUUGUGCUCCUGCAAGUCCAGAUAAUAUACUUCCAGUACCUAACCAAGAUAUUACCUGUACCAGAAAUCCACAAAACCUAAAUCAAAUUCAUGAGGAAGCUGCAAAGAAAACUUGGAAUUUGGUACUCUCCAACCCAAAGUCACCAAGCUCAAAUCCUUCAACUUUUAAGACUGUGCCAGCCUCCCACAAUUUAGAAAAGCAGACAAAUGGUUCAACAAAAGAGAGUGCUUUGCUGUUACACAUGCUAUUGAUGGUGCCAGAUGGGAAAGAUUUCGUUACUGGAGAAUCUGAGAAACAACCGCCAUGUAAUAUUUACUUAACUUGCAAACUCUUCAGCACAGAGGAAGUCACCAGAUCUGUCAUCGCAUGGGGCACAACACAACCAGUCUUUAACUUUUCUCAGGUUAUUCCUGUCCCUCUGUCUUCCAAAUAUUUGGAAAGGCUUAAGAACAAUGUGAUGGUAAUUGAAACUUGGAACAAAGUUCGGAGCCCAGGACCUCAGGACAAGCUGCUCGGGCUGGUGAAACUUCCCCUUCAUCAGUUUUACAUGUCAUUCAAAGAUCCCAAGAUUUCUUGCCUGCUGCUUGAUGCCCAAUACCCAGUUGUUGCUGUCGACAGCUACAUGCCUGUGAUUGAUGUGUUCUCAGGCCACCAAAAUGGGAACCUUCGAGUCUUUUUAGCUAUGGGUUCUUCAGAUCAGAUAAUGGCACUACAAAGAUUAAAGAAUGAAGAAGGAAUACGCCCUCCCUUCAGCCAUAGGCCAGCCCAUUUACAGGACCAGCCAUCUGUACCAGCUGUUGCUAUGGCAGAGGACCAAGGAAAUGGACUGGUAGAGCAUCACUUUGAGAUCCAUGUAGAGAUGGUUAAAGGGCUAGCCCCUCUUCAGGCAACAGUCUGGGGAGAAGCAGAUUGUUAUGUCCAGUACUACUUUCCAGUUCAAGACUCACAAUCCAGUGUGCUGAAAGGAUCUGAGUUCCUUGAAAAUGGAAUUACCAUGAAGCCCUUCAGAACUGCAACCACCCUCUGUGUUCCAGAUCCCAUUUUUAAUAGUGAACACCGUCACUCUCUUCUGUUGCCACCAGAAGUUCCUGUGCAAAGGCUCCUACUAAGUGCUUUCUCUUCACAGGGGCUCAUGCCUGGAGGUGGAGUUCAGUUUGAAAUUUGGUGCAGAUACUAUUAUCCUAAUGUGAGAGACCAGAUGGUCGCCAGAGGAACCUUGCCAUUAUCAAGGAUCUGUGCUAUGGUAACGAGGCAGCAGCGUGAGAAUGUGGGAAUACAGACCUUUAAUCUUCCCUUAACCCCCAGGAUUGAGAGCAGAAAAGAGUUGAGGAACCAAUCAUCAGGUUUACUGGACGUGGGCCUACGGUACAGGCAUAGUCUAAAAACAGCAGAGGGAGUUCUUGCUGCUCGAGCUGUCUCCAUCUCAGUCCAGAUUAUCAGAGCCUGUGGUCUGCAAGCAGCAGCCAAGGCCUUGGCCGAACAGGAACCUGCUCUACAGCUUAGUGCCACAGUUGGGGUCAAUGCCUCUGUCACCACUCAUCUCUCCUUCCUACCCAAGGGAGAACAGCGCCGAACCCGCCCUGUGGCCUGUUCCUUCUGCCCUGAAUUCUCCCAUCACAUUGAGUUCUCAUGUAAUUUGGUAACUCAGCACUGUAGUGGAGAGGCCUGUUUCCUGGCAGAGCUAUUGGAGUUUGCAGAAGUUACCUUUGCUAUCUACCAUGAAAAUACCAAGUCAGCUGGUGAUAUUGCCAGUAUUCAAUCAUGCAAAGAUUACCUGCUUGGAAUAGUGAAAGUUCCAACAAAAGAACUGCUGGUCAAGAGAUCUGGGAUCAUAGGAUGGUAUCCUAUCAUUUUACCAGAAGAUCGGGGCUUGUCUCAUGGCUUGGAGCUUAUGCAGAAGAUUGUGGGUGGCCUGGAGCUUUCGGUUUCCUUCACCCAUCCUGGAGAUAGAGAACGGGUAUUGGAAGCUGCUGAGCUAUUGGGCUGGCGCUUUGAGGAUAGCCUAAAGGAUCUUGUCAAAAUGGAUGAAGAGAAACCAGCCACUGUCACCAUCUCCACCCCAAGGCUGUGGCUUCCCAUCCAUUGUGUACUGCUUGCUGGCCACAACUGCAUCCAUAAGAACACAUAUUGCUACCUUCGUUAUAAGCUGUAUGAUAAUGAAGCCUUUUGGACCCCUCUCAAGAAGCCCAGGGAAUCUGCAAACAAAAAGCAGGUCAUGGUUACUUUCAAAGCAUCCAAAAGAGCGGAAGUCACUAGGGGUCCAUCACUCCUUUGGUACUUUAGAGAGGAGAGGCUAGAGAUCCAAGUGUGGCGAGCUUAUGGCAAUGAUAGUGUGGAGAGGCCCUACCAGAUGGACAGCUGGAUUGGCUCAGCCUAUGUGGACCUGGCUAGACUUGGGGAGAGAUCAACAAGAACACUAACUGUUAGUGGUGUGUAUCCUCUGUUUGGACGAAAUACUUCCAACCUCUCAGGAGCUGCCUUGCGAGUUCAUAUAGUUCUUUCCUCUCUUUCCCCACUCCCUGAGCCCACUCAUGAGCUGGACUCCAUGGACUACAGCAGCCACAGUGAGUCUGAGCAGCUCCCCAGAAGAAAUGAUAAGAUCCAGCUUUCUCCAUCCUGCAGCCACCAGAAGUCUCCUGCCUCCUCCCAGGUCCCCUGCAACAGCACUGCAGCUGAAGUCAGUCUGGCUCAGGAGGGCCCUGCUGAGUUGGAUGGAACUUUUGCAGUCAGUAUACUUGUAGAAAGAGCAAUGCACUUGAGUUUGAAAGGGAGCCCCUUGACAGAACGGAAAGUAUCAAUCCCCAGUUGUUGUGUAUCGUUUGCAACAGCCGAUGAGCCAUCUCCUAUAUACACCCAGGUGAUUGAAAACACAAAUUCUCCGGUCUGGAAUUUUCAACACCAGUCAAGGCUAUCAAAAGAACUUCUUCUGGACCUACAGCAAACCCUGGUCUUCAAAGUGUGGCAUAAAGGAGAUGAGGAAAGGGUGAUUGGCUUUGCUUCGGUGGACCUCUCCCCACUUCUCUCUGGCUUCCAGUUUGUCUGUGGCUGGUACAACAUCACAGACUUCAGUGGAGAAUGCCAAGGACAGAUAAAAGUUGCUAUCUCCCCUUUGGAGAGUUUGAUGCACUUCAAAGAAGAAAGGCAAGCAAGGCGUGGGGUGGAGACCCUAGGAUCACUGCUCCCAAUAUACAGUCCCUUUUCCUUCCCUGCCACGGACAUGUGUGGUACAUUCUCCAGCAAUAUUGCAAGACAGAUCCCAGACCAAUUUGCUCACAUUUCUUCAGAGGAACUUGAAGAGCUUGAGAGAAACGGUACAAGAAGCCAGGCAUCCCGCCAUGAAGAGCAUGUGCAAAACAUCCGCCGAUUUCAUGAAUCCCUGCAGCAGGGAGAGGCACUCUUGCCAUGUGGUGACAAACUAACCACCUCACCUUUGUCCUCCCAUACCUCCAUUCUGACUUCUCUCAGGAAGAAUCUGAGUGAGCUUGAUCAGAUCCAGCAAUACUUCAGCCAGAAGCUCACCAAACCUUUCCUACCCCUCAUCCCUCAGACUCAUACUGCCACCUCGCAGUGCCAGGAGAACUGUAAGGACACUGUUGUGCGAGGAGCCAGCAGCCUAGACCCUGAGAGCCAGUGCAUCCUGGAGAAAUCCAAUAACCUGAUAUUGCAAGUCAGCUCCUUAAUCACAGAUCUGCAGACUAUCACCAGGAAUUCCCAAGCAGCUUUGAGUUCUCAUCGAACCAGGAAUAAAAAUAGCAAGGUCACCACCCUCCCAGAUGCUCAGGACACAGAAGUCAUGCAGGAACAAAGCACAACUCCAGACAAGCCACUGGCAGGAGCUCCAGAUGAAGACACAAAUUUCUCACCUCCCUCUGCUCUUGAAGAGACUUCAGAUAGAGAGGGAAUGUUCCACAAGUCACUAGGGCAUACAGUCCCCAUUACAGGGAUGCAGAGCAGUGAGGACACUGAGCCAGGCCUGGCCUACAGUGAUGAGGACUAUGAAGAAGACAUCAUUGAGCCCAGGACCUUAAAUGAGAUCACCACUGUGACAGACAGAACUAGCCCCUGGUCCAGUUUCAUAUCAGACACAAGUGAGAUCAUCAGCCCUCAGCCUGAUGAAAUACAAAGGAAAAACCCCUCUUGUACUUCUCCAGAGCCUUUCCCCAAAGAGGAACUCAAGAUCGCAGGCAACUUUGUGUCCAUCCCUGAAAGGGCUGUCAACCCUGACCUGCAUAGACACAGUUCUCUUAGCCAAAGUCUUGUUGCUUGUGAGGAUGGGGCCUCAAAGGCCAGGUUUGGUGAGCCUACCUCAGCCGACCCUCAAUUUAUCCCAUGCCUGACACUCUCAGGAGCCCAACAGAGCAACGCUUUUGGUGGUUGGAGCUCACCACAAGGGGAUCAGGACAAGGAGCCCAUGCCAGAGGCCCAGGCUGAGAAUGAAGCUGCCUCCAGUGAGUUCAGUGAUUCUGCUGAUAGCUUCGAGAAAUUCCCUCUACACCUGGCUUCCCAGAGCAAAAAGGAAGUCCAUAAGAGGCCAACCAUUGAUGACUCUGACGUCAGUCAGAAACAGGUGACUACUGGAUCCGAGACAUCCACAAGGCAGAGCAUCCUUCUCCCAGAGCCCAUUGUGGUACCCAACUUCUUUUUGCCUCCCCGGCAGCUGGAGGCUUCCCUGCGGAUGCUCUCCGUCUCUGCAGCUUUGCCACCUCCUGCCACAACGGAUGAGGACAAGAGUGGAGCCACCAGGGGAACCCUCUCCCGAAGACCUUGUCGCCCCAGACCUAAUUCACUCCCUCCCAACCUGCCUGAGGAAGAAUCUCGCAGGAUCGCACGGAUAUUUUCUUCCCGGUACUCCCAGAAAGACUAAUGCAGCCUGAGGGACUAAAGGAAAGAACAACCUGCACACCUUCCCUCAGCCUUGUACAGCUUAUAGGAAGCACCAGGUCUGGCUCCCUCCACCAGCCUAGUCCAUGGGCGCCUGGAGAAGCCCUCAGUCCAGACUAGAGGAGCAUCCCAACCAGCCCAGUGUCCACCUGCCAGGACUUCUGCUUCUUUCUUCUAGCAAAGGCUAGAAAUAAAAUGGAUUCCAAUGCCAACGUGGCCCAUCCAUCUUUUGACCAAGGGACCCAAGCAGGCAACUUGGGAUGGAGAAACUGCUCCCAGUGUCCUUAACUCAGCUGACUUCUGACAUGAGCCUACCCUCCUGCCAGAAUAUGAUGGACCAUUUUUGCCUUAAAGCUUGGAGUGGGGGACUUUGUAGUUUGUGUGCAUAGCUGAGGAAAUCCUAGAGCCACCUGCAGUUCAUUUUCAUGGAAAUAGGGUAUUUUAUGGACAUAAAUUAUUAUGCUAUAACAAAUUAAUAGGAGGGACUGGAGAAAUCACCUCCUUCCAACUUUUAACCCGAUCGUCUGUAAUUCUAACCAUGCUUUUAACUUACUGUUUUUACCCAUUUCUGAAGGUCAUUUCCUGCCCAUGUUUGAAUAAAGCCAUAUUGCUUAUUUGCAUUUUGUGCAGUGUUUCCUGGAUUGGCCGCUAGAACGGGGGUGCUAGGAAUUCAUUUGUGCUUUAACUGCCAGUGAGAAGAAAGCUUGACAAACAUACAGUCUCCUACAGAAGCUUGUCUGGAACAGGGAACCAGGGUCACCAUGAGACUUGAGCUCCUCAAUAAGAUCAGGUUAAUCCAGGUUACAGUGAUACCCAGCAAAGUGGAGAAUCUCUUGGAAUAAGCCCUUCAGAAUCCCCCUGGUCUCUGGGAUGGAUAAUUCCAGAUUAGACUGUCAGACCACAAACACUAGAGCAGCUGCCACAGACAAGGCCUUGUGGGGGGAUGAGAAAGGAGCACAGAUGUGUAGAGUAUGCAGUGUUACUGGGUGAGAGGGGUGGAAGGGAACUAAUGUGGAGGGCCCUGCUGUUCACCCACAAGCGCAUGUCACUUCAGUCCUCAAAACAGCUCCUGAAGUUCAGUGUUUUACCUCUGGUUAUGUGGUUAUGAAGUGAAUUACCACACGAGACAUCCCCAGACAUGUUUUGAGCGCUCAGUGAUCAAAACAAGGUACUGCCAGGAAGUGCCGUGAAAGUGGGGAAAGCCCGUGUGGGAUAGAGCAGUCGGGGGAGGCUUCCUAGAAGAGACAGUGUGACCCCAGGGAGCUGGCCAGGCCCUGGACAGCUGCAGAAUCAGGAGGGUACUCUGAGCCAUGGUAACUGGAGAUAGAGAAGAGACUGGCCUGGCUCUGCCUGAGCCCUGGCCUCAUCUGUAAUACAGAUAAUAAUCCCAGCUUCAUAGGAUUGUGAUGAAGAUCAAAUGAGAUGACAUUUGUGAAAGUGCUUUGCUUACACUUGGCACAUAGUGGGAGUUUAAGAAAUGUCAGCCCCACCCACACUCUGAAGUGUGGGGUUAGUGAUCAGGUUAGUCCAGGUUAUAGUAAUACCCAGAAAAGUGGAGGAAUCUCCUGGAAUAAGCCCCUCAGAAUCCCCCCACAAGGCCUGUGCACCAAAAACUGGGACAGGCAGAGUACGCUGGGCCUCAGAGGGUACAGAGUGAUGCAGGAAGCCUAGGAGGGAGCAGCUGCCCUCCUUAUUGCCGUCACAUGAGCCUUUCCCCUUCUGUUUAUCUUGCCCCCUGAGCUUCAGCCUGUGGUCCACCCCCCCCCCCAACACCACAGAGGCCGUCCUCCCUCCCUCCCAAGUCUCCUUCUCGGGUCACCAGUGCACAAGUUUCAAGGCCCAGAGAUCCACCUCCCUUGGGACACA
Nycticebus coucang (slow loris) is the source of this 9132-nucleotide messenger RNA. RefSeq names its product C2 domain containing 3 centriole elongation regulator (gene C2CD3). The transcript has 33 exons. Lineage: Eukaryota; Metazoa; Chordata; Mammalia; Primates; Lorisidae. Gene Ontology annotation, biological process: centriole elongation; cilium assembly. The record is from RefSeq and is a predicted model, not a curated record. The coding region runs from base 221 to 7249 and encodes 2342 amino acids. Gene Ontology annotation, cellular component: centriole; centriolar satellite.